AUGCUGUUCUUGUGUUGCAACCGCACCAAGGCUAAGCAAGGCGACGACGCUACAUCCCAGUUCGACACCAAGCCAGAAGUAUUUCCUCAUUCUUCACCUGACAAAACCGCCCAGCCAUUGUCAACCAAGCUGGCAGCUACAAUGGAUGCCCCUUCAACACCAAUUCACAACUGGGAGGACAUUCCCGACAAUACGGACCUUCCGCCACCUCCGGCGCAUGCCUAUCUUUACUCCAACACUGGGAACGCUUCAGAAGAAGACGCAGAGCGUGCCCAUGAUUUUUGCGACAAUACUCCGCUCGUUCAGCCGAGAGCGCCCUCACCGGCCGUCUACCAGGCUGUUCAGGAGGGCAAUCACCAUCCCACCAAAGCGGCAGAAUAUUCCGGCUCGCUUUUCUCCAAAAACGGCAGAUGGAGGGGAGAAACACCCAGCGGCAACCGCGAUUGCAUCGUCUGGACCAAUGCGCCCAUGUAUUUCGCCAAGAAUGAUUCACCCUUGGUUACCGAACGACGCAAGACGAUUUACUUUGAAGUCAAACUCAUGGGUCUAACCGGCGGAACGCCCACCCAGACUCCUGGGUUCUCCAUCGGGUAUAUCGCUCAACCAUACCCAACAUGGCGCUCACCUGGCUGGGAGCGUGGCAGCCUGGGCGUCUUCUCCGACGACGGGUGCAGAUUCGUCAAUGACUCAUUCGGUGGCAAGGAAUUCACCACUGAAUUUCAGAUUGGCGAAACAGUCGGCCUGGGAAUGACGUUUUACCGCGUUGGCGAAACUCCUCCUCAGACGGCUCCACGACCGCCCAACAUUGACGGAACGAUGGAUUCUUUUGCAGUCAAGGUGUUUUUCACGCGAGACGGGAAAGUGGCCGGGUCUUGGGACCUCCAUGAAGAAAUCGAUGAGGAUCAGGGCAGUAUCCACGGACUUGAAGGAGAUUUUGACUUGCACGGCGCGAUUGGAUUUUUUGGCGGAGUGGAAUUCCAAGCUUGCUUUGAUCCAUCAGGUUGGCUAUGGUCUCCGUCUGACAUUUGA
This is a messenger RNA of Uncinocarpus reesii 1704, 1029 nucleotides long. RefSeq lists its product as uncharacterized. The transcript is spliced from 2 exons. Bases 1 to 1029 code for a protein of 342 amino acids. NCBI's taxonomy places the organism in Eukaryota, Fungi, Ascomycota, Eurotiomycetes, Onygenales, Onygenaceae. The record is from RefSeq and is a predicted model, not a curated record.